AUGGCCAAGCGGCGGGCGGCUGAGCCGCUGACAUUCCACGUGCCUUGGAAGCGGCUCCUGCUCUGCGACUUCACGGACGAGCCGCCGCCGCUCUGGGUCCCGCCGCACGGGGCCUCGCAUCUGGGACAACCCCUCGGCGUCCCCGAACUGCCCCGAAAGCGCAAAAUUGGUGCGGGUGCCAUGACCGAGCCCUCAGUUUUGCCCAGCAAGCGCCGCGACGGCGGAGACGGCAGUGCAGCCGGCAACCCGGGCAACGAGGAAGGGGAGGGCCGAAGCACCGCCCCCGGGGAACCCCCUGAGCGGCUCCGCUGUCCGAGAGAGGAGCCCCACGGCGGCCGGCCCCAGAGGGGCGGGGGCGACGAGGGGGCGGGGCGCGCAGCGGCCCCCAGGCCGAACUGGGGGGCCGAGCCUCGCCAGCUUGUUGAAGAAUUUUGGCAGUAUAAUACUUUCCAGUACUGGAGGAACCCUUUACCACCAAUCAAUUUGGCAGACAUUGAAGAUAUUAAUGAAGAAAAGUUUUCAGAAGCAGCUCUUCAGGGCAAGAAUGAAGUGGCUGAGAUUGACAUGGAGUCCUGA
Elephantulus edwardii (Cape elephant shrew) is the source of this 576-nucleotide messenger RNA. RefSeq names its product chromosome unknown open reading frame, human C9orf40 (gene CUNH9orf40). Bases 1 to 576 code for a protein of 191 amino acids. Lineage: Eukaryota; Metazoa; Chordata; Mammalia; Macroscelidea; Macroscelididae. The record is from RefSeq and is a predicted model, not a curated record. The transcript is spliced from 2 exons.